Gossypium arboreum is the source of this 2461-nucleotide messenger RNA. Its product is annotated as protein S-acyltransferase 8-like. Gene Ontology annotation, biological process: protein targeting to membrane; peptidyl-L-cysteine S-palmitoylation. Lineage: Eukaryota; Viridiplantae; Streptophyta; Magnoliopsida; Malvales; Malvaceae. Bases 1123 to 2196 code for a protein of 357 amino acids. Gene Ontology annotation, molecular function: protein-cysteine S-palmitoyltransferase activity. Gene Ontology annotation, cellular component: endoplasmic reticulum; Golgi apparatus. The record is from RefSeq and is a predicted model, not a curated record. The transcript is spliced from 5 exons.
CACAAACUUGGGGAGAACCUAAUUUCAUGCUACCAAAUUGUAUAGGCUUUUUCUUUGGGAUUGGAAACAUAUUAAGUAGUAUGGGACUUUGGAGUUCCCAGGUUCAGGACUUACGGCACUUGCGAAGCUCAGAAAUUUUAUGUUAGUGGGAACAAGAUUAAAUUAUAAAUUUUCGGGGCCUCAAAGAUAGAAAUUUAAGUUAUGAGGGCUAAAAUUAAAUUAUUAGUUUUUGGGGAGUCAAAAUACAUUUUCACCAUAUGAACCAAAGAGGGUCGGAAAGGUCUCCCUUGGGUUCCAUACCUGACUUCCUCUGCUGGCAAAACUCAACCCUACCUCAAAAAGUUAGCUUGUAAGGUGGAGACUCUAAUAGGGGACUUAGGUACAAGAGGUAUGCAAUGUGGAACUUUUUUAUUCCUCUUUUGACAACUAAAGAGGUAGGCAAUGUAUUAACAAGGGUUGGAUGUAGUGAUAAGGUACAUUACACUCUCAUGGGAGAACUCAAAUGCUAAUCUUAGAAAGGAUAUUGUUGAGAGGGACAAUCACAAAUCCUAAUAGGUUUAUUCUCUAUGGACUGUAAACGGACAUGGAAGCUACCUUGAUUUAAAUGAAAGAAGAAAAAAAGUUUUAGGGAAUGUGAAAAUUUUUUUAUUCCUCUUUUGACAACUGCUGGUGAAAUCGGUGUAGAACAGGCAACCCAAUGAAAUAAGCUAGGAAUGUAGCUCUUCCACCAGGCUAAGGAAACUAAAAUUUGACAUCAAAAGUUGAUUGUAAUGUGGAGAGUUUGAGAAGGUAUACAAGUCAAACUCAAAUGCAAGAAGUGAUGUGAGACUUUUGAUAUAAGCAACUAAGUGCUUCAAACAAGGAAAAACUCACAUUUAGUUUGUGUGAGAUUAUAUUCGACAAUACUACAACAGACUAAUGAUAUCGAAGUUUGCAGAGGUAGGAGCUAUAUAUGUAAGAUUCUACUACCGUAGCUUGUGGAACAUUUAUUAUCCUAUUAAAAGGGCACACUUUGCUUUUCAAAAAGAGAUCAUAUUUGCACGAGUGAGGAAAAAUCAUUGAAGUAUCAAAGUUGAAUUUACAUCAAGAUGGGCUUCAAAAUAUCUACAGAAUAUCCGUACUAUGAUGGAAAAUUUCAAAAGAAAACUUGAACGAUUCGAUCUUGAAAGGAAACUUUCCCUUUGGAGAGAGAAAUUUAUUUUCAGGGGGAGGUUGAUAUUUGGUCCAGAUGCAAAGUCGCUGAUUAUUACCUUACUACUUAUCAUUGUUCCCGUUAUUAUCUUCUGUACAAAUGUUGCACGGAACCUUCUUGGUGAAACUUCAGGAAAUAUCGCUGGCUAUGCAAUUCUCAUGGUGACAGUAGUUUUCACAAUCUAUGUAUUACUACUGCUUCUUCUUACCUCUGCCAGAGACCCUGGAAUUGUUCCUCGCAAUUUACAUCCACCAACAGAAGAGAUGUGUUAUGAUUCCUCAGCUUCAAUUGAUGUUGGGAGACAAACACCAACCCCACGACUACCACCCACAAAAGAAGUUAUUGUCAAUGGUGUGCCUGUUAGGGUGAAGUAUUGUAUCACAUGCCAGUUGUAUCGUCCACCUCGUUGCUCACAUUGCUCUGUAUGUGAUAAUUGUGUGGAGCGAUUUGAUCACCAUUGUCCUUGGGUAGGCCAGUGCAUUGGAAUGCGCAACUACCGGGCAUUCUUUUUGUUCAUUUCGUCUUCAACCAUCCUCUGCAUCUUUAUCUUUGGAAUGUCUGCCUUGAACAUAAAAUUCCUUACGAAUGACUAUGGAACGGUCUGGAAGGCAAUAAAAGAGUCACCACUUUCGGUGGUACUAAUGGUUUAUUGCUUCAUUUUCCUUUGGUUUGUUGGAGGACUUACCUGCUUCCACUUAUAUCUUAUUGGCACAAACCAGACCACAUAUGAGACAUUUCGUUACCGAGGAGUAGAAAGGCCCCAAGUAUAUGACCGUGGCUGCUUGAACAACUUUCGAGAAGUAUUCUGCUCCAAGAUAAAACCUUCAAGAAACAAUUUUCACGCUUAUGUACAAGAAAAUGAAAGAGGGUUUACCCGGGGCAUGAAUUCAGAAGGUUACAUAGGUAAUUUAGAUGGAAACCGAAGAGAAAAAGUAGAAGACGACCGAGAAAUCGGUGGCGACCUUCUCAAGAUAUCCCAACGCCGUGAAGCUGAAGAUGCUUAAGAGCAACCUCAACAAGCAGCAGCAGGCCUUUACCAAAUCUCUUCUAAGGCUAGCUGAGUUCCUUUGGGAUGAAAAAUACCUUAAAUGGGUAACUUUAUCUUUGCCUAGAAAUCUUGAGGGCAUGGAUAGCUAAAGAAUUUUGAAAGAAAGAAAGAAAGAAACAGCAGCAUAGACUAGCACUGGUUGUUUUAUCAGAGUCCAUAUUUGUUUAUAGACAGUGCAAAUCCAAUUUAGUUUUAUAAAUAUCCAUCACUGAGUUAUUCAA